Messenger RNA from Solenopsis invicta (red fire ant), 4291 nucleotides. RefSeq names its product tropomyosin Per a 7.0102 (gene Tm1). The transcript has 2 exons. Bases 1564 to 2511 code for a protein of 315 amino acids. NCBI's taxonomy places the organism in Eukaryota, Metazoa, Arthropoda, Insecta, Hymenoptera, Formicidae. The record is from RefSeq and is a predicted model, not a curated record. Gene Ontology annotation, molecular function: actin filament binding. Gene Ontology annotation, biological process: muscle contraction; actin filament organization. Gene Ontology annotation, cellular component: actin filament.
CGAACAUUUUUAUUAUUUGACAAAUGAAGCAGCAUGAUCAAGCGAGAAAUAAAUUUUAUUUAGCAACUAUUUUUAUCUGUUAAUUGAUCAUGAUCGAUCAUUCGUGCAUUUUGCAUUGUGGAUAUUAGUCCGCCCAAGUAGAACGAAUAAAAGUCAUCACAACAUCUAAAUAAAUACAAACAAUUAAAAGUCACUUUUUGAUCAAUCACGGUUUACUUUAAUAUCAUUUGAACGUUAUUGCGACUUGUUGCUCUGCUUGAGCUCCUAUAUGUCUCUUACUUUAUAAGUAUCAAAAAACUUUUCACAUGUAGAAACUUUCCAUACAAUACAGACUAGCAAAAACAUUGCAAAAUAUUGCUACAAUGUUUCAGCAAUAUUGCAACAACGAUAAAAUGUCCGUUUCAGAAAUAUUGAUACGUAAUGUUACAGCAACAUAACGUAUCAAUAUUGCUGAAGCGGACAUUUUACCCUUGCUGCAAUGUUGCUGAAAUAUUGCAGCAAUAUUUUGCAAUACGUCUUCUAUGUGCUGUAUGGAUUCAGUUGCCCCCAACAGACUGUUUAAUCAACGGAAUUUAGAAACAAAAGGUAAAGAGUUUCAAAGAAUUCAAAGAGCUUCAAAAUAAAAUUGCGAAAACUAUAUUUGAUUUUCGCAUUUUAUACUUAUUUGCGUAAGGAGAAAAUAAGAAAUGUAACAUAAUUUAUGUUAUUAUCAAGACAGAAAGAAAAAAAUCUUGAAAUUUUUAAUAACGAACAAAUUCUACUCGUGUGAGACAAUACAUUGCGUUGAAACGCAUUAGAACAUAAAGAAUCUCGUUUGUAUAAAAUAAAUCCAGCUUCGAACGUUAACAAAACUCAAAACCGCGGACCUCUCGAUCGAAACCCGCGAAAGCAAUUAAAAGUUAUCGGCGGCGCGCGACGCAAGCGCGGGCCGACAGAUGGCGCCACCGGUAGUCGCGCAAGCGCAACGCGCAUCGCGCAACCCGCGUUCGCCGAACGGCGCGCUCGCUCGUCCGCUCGUCCUCCCCUGCGAACAGUCCGUCCGCGAUCCGCGUAGCUUCCGCGUUGUCCGUUCGGGCACCUUCGGCUUCGGCUCUCUCUCCCCACUCGCGCGCGUGGCGCUGGACCGACCGCGUGCAGCUUUGGAGGGGGGACGUCGCCUCGUUCGCUGUGCGCGCGAGCGAGACAGACACAGUGCGCCCGGUGCACGGCGCAGAACGGCGCGAUUCCGUUCUUUGUGUGUACUCGCCCGCCGCGGCGUAUCGCGUAUAUGCGGCGUGUGCGUGACGACCACGACCACGACGACGACGACGACGACGACGACGACGACGGUGCAGCACAGCCGGUGGACAGUGACGACGCUGGCGCGGGGGAGAAACGUGCGUCGUCGCGAUCAGUGACAGACACAAGAUGGCGGAGGAGCGCCUGGUGGUGCAGUGGUAGUAGAGCGGUGCAUAUCGGCCGCACGGGCCGCGUCAACGUGUGCAGGACAACACCGCGGCGGGGGGUGGCGGGCACGCAUCGCGGUUGUUGGCUCGCGAGCGAUUGACAACAGCUGGACGCGACAUGGAGCGGGCGCACUCGGCAACGACCACGAGACGCCGCGGUCACCAGCAUCAUCCGCGGCACACCACGCGACGACGUCUCGACGCCUCCAGCAGAGGACCCGCGCAGUGUGGCCCUGCUGAUCCCGCUGUCAGGAACAGCGGCACGUUCACCGGCGACGAGACGUCAUCACCUGUCAGCGUGACAACGACCGUCGACGACCGAUUACUUGGCGGCGCGACGACGGAUCCGUCCGUGCCGUCGCACGUGACACUCGGCGGCACGAGAUGGCCCACGAGGACCCCGAUGAUCGUUGACGAGGGUCUCGAGACGAAAGACUCGAGCAUCACCCAGGUCCACCUCCAGGAGAAGAAGGAGGAGGAGGAGGAGAAAGAGGACGGGAACGACGUCCGACAGAGGCUCGCGCAGUGUAGCCCGGACGUUCCCGCGCUCGGCGAGAAUAAGGAUGCCGAGCGCGGCGAGACGCAGGAUCGGCUCUUGCGCGGCAAGAGGAGGAGAUCCCCCCGAUCCAGUCCACGUGGGAAGAGCUCUCCCGACGAUCGCGGCAACCACGCGAACGAUCCGCGGAGCAAGAGCAACUCGCCCGAGCCCGAGCACGCGGUCGCGAGGGCACGCGGCGACGGUAACUCCGACGACGAGUCCGCCAACGUCGAGGAGGACCCGGAGCUGGCGGAGCUCGCCAAGCUACGCUGUCCCAGCGAACGCACGGAGGUCCAGGCCGAAAGGGAGGCCCGCAGGCGGAAGAGAUGCGCCGACUAUCCUGGCCUUGCUUUCGGCUGUUCCAUAUUCUCCAGCGACACGAUGAUGAAGUUCAGUCUGAUAAAGAACGAACUCCAGAAUAUCAUGGGCAAUCAGCUGAAGAGGGAGCAGGAAAUCUGCUGGGAAAGCGCAGCUGAAGCAGCUUUCUCAACAGGACUGGAACAAUGCCAGAUUGAGUGCCAGAUUUGAGGAACAGGUGUAAACAUCUUCCGUUGGAAUUUUGGAUUGAUAAAAUUUAUAAUUGGAAUUAGUACAGCGGAAUCAGCACACGUCGCGAAAGGACUGUUCCGUUUAAUAAAGAUAAAUUAGAAUCAUCUUUAUUCGGCUUUGCGGAUAUGUAUUUUGAUUUCGCAAAGAGACGCGCGCGUUAUGCAAAUAUUAAAAUCUACGCAGAGAAAAAGAUUUUAUUGGAAUUAGUAUUUCUAUUUAUUUGAUUGAAAGUUGUUUUAUUGAAACGACAUACGUUCAUACAGAACGUUAUUUAUUUGAAUAAAAAUGUUGUUUUAUUCAAAUAACAUCCUAUUAGUUAACGAAAAGAACAGUGUUAUUUAUUGAUUCAAAUAUUGAUUCGUUUAAAUCGUUCCAAAUAAAUUUGUUUGGAACGGUUACAGUAAAAUUUAUCAAGUCCAAAGAAAUCGUUUUCUCUGUAUAUGAAAUUGUGUGAAGCAUUAGGAAAUUAAAAUCACGCCAACGUUUGAAUUAUUCAAACGUGAAAUUAAUUAACUAUUAAUUAUCUUUCUAGUAUAUGUUAUAACUAAAAAAAAUCUAUAGUUCUAAUAAUGAAGAUUUUCUUUUUUUAAUAGAAAUUAUAAUACAUGAAAUUUAAAUCGGGAUUGAAUUCGAAUUGCGCAGAAUAUAGGUGAGGCUCACUUUAUCAGAAGUAUAAAUCGCGAUAAGGGAGAUUCAUUUGUGAUCGCAUGCAUCUUUAAUUAAAUACUAACGGUACAUACGUGAGCUACGAACUAGGUAUACAAAGCGAAUUACGUGGAAACAGAACGGUACAGUAAGGUUUCAACAUACGCUGAUGUGCCGUGGAAAUAUGCGAGUGCAACGAAUGCAGCGGGAAAAUAUUAAUUCGAGCUUAUUAACAUGUUCAGGUUUCUGUGUUUCGUUUCAGUAUAGCAUAUAUCUAGGUAUAUAUAUUCAAUGUUAUACAUAUGGACAUCAAAGCCAUACUUAUCACGCGUUUAGCAUGUUUCUGCUGCAAUGACGAAAGAUUUGCGUCAUGUUCACUCUAACUGAAACGUGAGGGGUAUUGUAAUCUGUGGUGCCGAGUGCACGUAUUAAUUAGAAUCGAUGUAUAUAUAUGUAUAUCGAGCGAAUGUGUUCUUAGCCAGUAGAGCGGCUUCUUGAGGUGCAAGAUAAAUUUUCGCGAUAUGCUUUGCAACUCAUUUGAAGUUGAUUACGUAUUAAUUUAGUUUCGCUGAUUCAUACAUUUAUACUUUGAUCAUCUUUGAAAAUUAACGCGCAGCGAUUAACUUUGAAUUUUUAUCGAAGAAUGUAUUUGAAUCAAUUAUUAUUAUCAAAUGAAUAAGAAUAAAAGUUCAAUUGUUAAUUAUUAGUACAAAAGAAUAUUAGUUAUUAUAAACUUUUUGCAUUAAUAAUUGUACUUUUAUUCCAAUUGAUUUGGAAAUAACAACUGAUUGAAAUAUAUUUUUCGAUAAAAAUUCAAAGAGCAAUUUUAAUUGAAGAUGCAAACGCGCGUGUGAAAGUUUCAUCCUUCUUUAGAAGGUCAAGUAACUGCAUGAUUAUCAUUCAAUUGUAUUCUGUAUCUCAACACACGCAAGUUAAACGUGAUUUCGCAGCGUACGAAAUUAACCUUGGAAAUUAUCUGUCUGCGAUAUUGCAUUCCUUCCAGUUAUCAUUUCCGUUUUCGUUAUCUUGUUAAAGAAUGAGAAAAAAAACGAGUACGGUAGGCUGUAUGAGACAUCCGAUAUACGAAUAAAAGUGCAUUAGAUUAUAUCUAUAA